Molecule: messenger RNA, 2176 nt
Organism: Sabethes cyaneus
Lineage: Eukaryota; Metazoa; Arthropoda; Insecta; Diptera; Culicidae
Product: protein disulfide-isomerase A3
Exons: 3
Coding region: 247-1719 (490 amino acids)
Biological process (GO): response to endoplasmic reticulum stress; protein folding
Cellular component (GO): endoplasmic reticulum
Molecular function (GO): protein disulfide isomerase activity
Source: RefSeq, a predicted model, not a curated record
UUUAUUGUUCUCCACGAUUUCAUUCAGCAGCACGGACGGAACUGCGCUAGCAGCAAGUAAGCACUUUUCGGUUUGGCCACGUCUACUCCCUCUUGUCUGGACUCUGGAAUGGUGGAGGUGCAGCCAAUUUAUAGUUAAACUGGAAAAUAUUUAAUCGGUCAUUGCUACAGACGGGGUGUGAAAUAGUGAAUUACGUUCGGGAAUUAGUGUGUUUCGCAGUGCUUUGUACAAAUUGAGUCACUAAAAAUGGCUCCAGCGACAGUUUUGUUAGCUAUUUUUGGCUUUAUACAGUUCUGUUACGCCGGUGAAGCUGACGUACUGGAUCUGACUGAUAGUGAUUUUUCCACUCGGAUAGGAUCGUACGAUUCGGAAACCUUGCUGGUCAUGUUCUAUGCCCCAUGGUGCGGCCACUGCAAAAAGCUGAAACCGGAAUACGCCAAAGCAGCCGAAUUGCUGCGUGGCGAAGAUCCGCCAAUCACCCUGGCCAAAGUGGAUUGUACUGAGGGAGGCAAAGACACUUGCAGCAAAUAUUCUGUUUCGGGUUAUCCCACGUUGAAAAUCUUCAAAAACGGCGAAGUUUCACAGGAAUACAAUGGACCACGUGAGGCCACUGGUAUCGCUAAGUACAUGAAAUCUAUCGUUGGGCCGGCUUCUAAAGAUCUGUUGACACUGGACGCGUUUGAGGCUUUCCUACAAGUGCAGGAGACUAGCCUGGUUGGUUUCUUCCAGAAAGAAUCCGAUCUCAAGGGUACCUUUUUGAAAUUUGCCGACAGCCAACGAGAACGGCUACGAUUUGGCCACAGCAGCGCAAAUGAUGUAUUAGAGAAGCAGGGCGAAACUGAUGCCGUUUACCUAUUCCGCGCUAAGCAAUUAUCGAACAAAUUUGAACCGGACUUUGUCAAGUUCGAAGGCAAGACCAAGGACGAUUUGAACACCUUCGUAAAGGAGCACUUCCACGGACUUUGCGGAGUUCGCUCUCGGGAAACUGUUAACGAUUUCAAAACACCAUUGGUUGUCCUUUAUUACGCUGUAGAUUACGUUAAAAAUCCAAAAGGAACUAACUAUUGGCGCAAUCGGGUGCUGAAAGUCGCUAAGGAAUUCGUCGGCCGAGUUAAUUUUGCUGUCAGUGCUAAGGAUGACUUCCAGCACGAGCUGAACGAAUAUGGUUAUGACUAUGUUGGAGAUCAACCAUUAGCACUAGCCCGUGAUGCUAAAAACCAGAAAUUCGUCAUGAAGGAUGCAUUCUCAGUUCCAAAUCUGCAAGCCUUUGCCACUGACCUGCUGGAAGGCAAAUUAGAACCAUACGUGAAAUCGGAACCUGUACCGGAAAAUAACGACGCCCCAGUGAAGGUUGCCGUUGGUAAAAAUUUCGAUGACGUGGUAGUAAAUAAUGGCGUUGAUACACUUGUCGAGUUCUACGCUCCGUGGUGCGGCCAUUGCAAGAAGCUGACACCAGUAUACGAUGAAUUGGCAACUAAACUGAAGGACGAAGAAGUUUCUAUUGUUAAAAUGGAUGCAACUGCUAACGAUGUACCGCCGACGUUUGACGUUCGUGGCUUCCCAACACUGUACUGGUUAUCGAAGGACGAUAAGAGCAAUCCCACUCGCUACGAAGGUGGUCGUGAAGUAGAUGACUUCGUCAAAUAUAUUGCUAAACAUGCUACUAAAGAGCUAAAGGGAUGGGAUCGUAAAGGUAAUGUAAAGAAAGUAGAGUUAUAAUCUCGUGGAUACGAAACGAAACGAUAAGUAAUCCGUAUGAAACGCGGAAGCAUGAAUCAAUCGUGUACUAAACUAUAAUUGUCAUUUUGAGUUAAAAAAAUCGUUCCUUUAGAAUCCCAUUUUCAUUGAACACUUUAUGCGGAGGUUGUAACUAUCAUUUAAAAAAAAAUUUGCUUCCAAUUAAUUGAACCAUGUAUUGAAACCAACAAACACUGAUAAUGUCAAGUGAAAAUUUGAUUAUUUGGUAAGCAGCAAAGAAUGCAUUUAGUUUAUAUUUAAAAAAAAAUAAAAUGCUUCAUUGGUCGAAGCGUUGUUUGAGAUAAGGAGUAAAUCGUUUUCCCGAAUCGUAUCGUGUCUACUUUUUUUUAGGAAUGUAUGCAACACAGAAUGUAUGGUUCUUCGUGCAGUGCAUUUCAAAGAAACAAAACCGAAUAAAUAAAAAUCUGACAUUUUUGGU